AUGCAGAAUAGCAAUCCCUCAUCAACUCCAAUUGUUAUGGGAAACGCUUUGUCGAAAAGCCAAUGCCCUCAAGAAGGACAGGAAAAGUUAAAUGUACCUUAUGCUCAGGCAAUAGGUAGUUUGAUGUACGCCAUGUUGUGUACACGACCGGAUUUAGCUUAUCCAGUCGGAUUAGUAAGCAGAUACCAAAGUAAUUCCGGUUCUGCCCAUUGGGAAGCAGUGAAGAGGAUUAUGAAGUACAUCAAAGAAACUAAACACUUGAAAUUAUAUUUUCAAGCAGAAAAACUUGAGGUCAUUGGAUACUCUAACGCUGACUUUGGAGGGGAUAGAGAUGACUGUAAAUCCACCUCUGGACAUGAGUUUAUAUAUGGAGGUGCAGCUGUUUCUUGGGGCAGUUAG
Messenger RNA from Telopea speciosissima, 399 nucleotides. Its product is annotated as secreted RxLR effector protein 161-like. NCBI's taxonomy places the organism in Eukaryota, Viridiplantae, Streptophyta, Magnoliopsida, Proteales, Proteaceae. The record is from RefSeq and is a predicted model, not a curated record. The coding region runs from base 1 to 399 and encodes 132 amino acids. The transcript has a single exon.